AUGACUUCUGCGACGGGUCGAAUUAUAGAGCGGGAAGCCUAUAAGCCGACAACGUGUAAAGAAGCCAUUGAACGAUGGAAAGAAAAAAAUAACAAAGCUCCAAAGGACGCCAAAGAAGUGUUACUGUGUUUUCAGUGGCCUCCCAUUGUGAAAAUGGAUAAUAGUUUAUCUGUUUUAGAGAAAGUCGAAAAAUUAUCGUUAUCGACGAAUCAAAUCGAUCGCAUAACCGGAAUCAAUUCCUUGAAAAAUUUAAAGAUUCUCUCUCUGGGAAGAAAUAACAUUAAAACGUUUUCUGGCUUGGAAGCCAUCGGUGAACAUUUGCAAGAAUUGUGGAUAUCUUACAAUCAGAUCGAAAAAAUUCGAGGCAUCUCCGGUUUGAAGGCACUCAGAGUACUUUACAUGGCGCAUAAUUUGGUGAAGGAUUGGGUUGAAUUCAAUAAGCUUGCAGAUUUACCAAAGCUCGAAGAGUUUUUGUUCAGAGGAAAUCCUCUCAUUGAAAACCUCGAAGAAGAAGUUUGGCGUGAAAAAUGCAUCAAAGUAUUACCUAAUUUAAAAAUUCUGGAUGCCGUUCCUGUUGUAACGAAAAUAGAGGAAGAAGAAGACGAGGAAGAACUGAUGAAGAAAUUCAUGCAGGAAUAA
Trichogramma pretiosum is the source of this 639-nucleotide messenger RNA. RefSeq names its product dynein light chain 1, axonemal-like. Gene Ontology annotation, cellular component: cytoplasm. The record is from RefSeq and is a predicted model, not a curated record. The coding region runs from base 1 to 639 and encodes 212 amino acids. The transcript is spliced from 4 exons. Lineage: Eukaryota; Metazoa; Arthropoda; Insecta; Hymenoptera; Trichogrammatidae. Gene Ontology annotation, molecular function: protein kinase binding.